AUGUCUCAAAUCCUCGUCCUUCCAACACCGCUCCCUUCGAGUUCCUUUGCUCUCGGACAGCUGCUUAGGGACCCCCUGAGCACUGAGUCGAUAUCUUUCAAGCCCACAGUGACGCCAGCCCAUAACAAGCCUACGACUCAAACACGCUACGAAGACAUCAUCUCUCGAGAUGAAGAAGGGCGCCUCAUCUCUAGCCUCGGCAAAACCGCAUCGACAUACAACAACGCCGUGGUCUUGACCGCUGACGAGAUGUCCAUAGCUACAUUGGCCAACCCAUAUGUCGCCUUCGAGGCACUCCGUCGCGACACUGAGGCACGGAGUUUCCUUCGCAAAUCUGCCCUGCAGCACCAGCCAUUGUACUUCGUCACUGGCAUCCAGAAGCUCAAAAAUGCCUCAUAUCGACGCUCGCCUGCGAAAGAGGAGUCAACCGAUGCUACCAGACGUCAGAUCUGGUUGCCCAUGCACGUACGCUGCGACUCCGCUGGGCUCGAAUCUGAAAAGGAGGAUGCAGAGGAAUCAGUAUUCGCGGUCGAAUUGAUGAAGGUUGCUUGUCGUGCCGGUGCCAAGGACGAACCUCACUCUCUUGAGGACAUCGACUAUACCUGGACAUACCACGCCCUUGAUGAGCCGGACAUGCAUCUCUCAAUUGGUCUUGGGAAAGUGUUGCAGGCAAAGGAAUUGAGAGCGCUUGCUAGCAUCAUCAUUGAUGAGGACCUCGAGCCAGGACACUACGACCAAUACUUUGACGACGAGGGCCUGGCCGGAUUCUCCAGCGAUUAA
Didymella exigua CBS 183.55 is the source of this 780-nucleotide messenger RNA. RefSeq lists its product as uncharacterized. Lineage: Eukaryota; Fungi; Ascomycota; Dothideomycetes; Pleosporales; Didymellaceae. The record is from RefSeq and is a predicted model, not a curated record. The coding region runs from base 1 to 780 and encodes 259 amino acids. The transcript has a single exon.